Messenger RNA from Paramacrobiotus metropolitanus, 1047 nucleotides. RefSeq lists its product as uncharacterized. NCBI's taxonomy places the organism in Eukaryota, Metazoa, Tardigrada, Eutardigrada, Parachela, Macrobiotidae. The record is from RefSeq and is a predicted model, not a curated record. The coding region runs from base 121 to 714 and encodes 197 amino acids. The transcript has 2 exons.
CAAACACAACCCAUCAAAAACCAAUUAUCCAAACACAAUUAUUCAAAAAUUUUAACACACAGUUCAUGCAGUACUUUACUACCUCAUAAAUAACACAUACUACGGGCGAACCGCGCCAUCAUGAAUCGUCUGAUGCUGUUCGUACUCUUCACCGGCCUCUUGGCCAGUGUGUCCGCCGGAUUCCUGGACGGGAUUAGCAGCGCUUACGAGAGCGUCGCGGGGAAAGCGGUGGAGACCAAGGACGACGCCAAGAAGGCCAUCGACGACACACAGGAAUCGUUCAAGGAACGCUGGACGCAAGUUCAGCAUCAAGCACAAGACCUCAAAGACCACGCCGUCGACACGGCGGCCCAGAAAACUACGGAGGUGAAGGCUCAGGUCGCCGAUACGGUGGAAGCGGCCGCGGAAGCACUGGAAUCUGCCAAACAGCAUUACGAGAAGAAGAAGGCCGAAGCGGAUCAUAAACGUGAGGAAGAGCAGAAAGCGGAUGCCAAGCAUAAACGGGAGGAAGAGAAAAAGGCCGAAGCGGAGCACAAGCGGGAGGAAGAGAAGAAGAAACAGGGUGAUGUGUUGCAAGCAAAAUUAGAUGCCAUGGGCGACCUUACGGCUAACCAGUUCGAUGAUUUGACCGAGGCUGCUAAGAAGAAGUACGAAGAGCUCAAAGACACGGCGGGCGGGGCUUUCGAUGCUUUGAAAAAGGCCGUCGGAGUCUGAGGCCGUCUGUUAACAAAGGUCACAAACCGGAAAUAUGAUUUUCGCUUCCAGCCAACAGAUUUGGGUUCGAAAGGCAAUGUUAUCCGCGAGAAUUUUCAUUCAAUUUUAUAGUACGUACGUGUAUCAGUGAACGCAGUUAACUGCAAGUGAAUAACAACUGAUGACAGUACUGCAGUUUUACAGAGCGUGUAUCACGGUAUGUAUCAUUCGUCUCGUUACUGUAUUGUCGGGAAAUUUUGCUUUGCCCGUUGCAGUGUUUAGCUUGGCAACCGUCGUACAGCUUUUCUUUCUUUCACGGUUGUUUGAUUAAUGUGGAAAUAAAUAAAUUUGUUG